Uranotaenia lowii is the source of this 5268-nucleotide messenger RNA. RefSeq lists its product as uncharacterized. Gene Ontology annotation, molecular function: nucleic acid binding; zinc ion binding; aspartic-type endopeptidase activity. Lineage: Eukaryota; Metazoa; Arthropoda; Insecta; Diptera; Culicidae. The record is from RefSeq and is a predicted model, not a curated record. Gene Ontology annotation, biological process: DNA integration; proteolysis. The transcript has a single exon. Bases 1 to 5268 code for a protein of 1755 amino acids.
AUGCCCGGGCCAUCACAAGGUACCAAGAAGUCGGUGACGUUCAAGAUUCUGCAAGUCAAACUUAAAGGCUUGCAGGAUAUUUUCGACAAUAUUUUCAAGUUCGUGGAAUCGCUGCAUUCAGCUACUGUGUCUGCCAGUGAUGUGAAAGUGCGUUUAGAAAGAAUUGAUGAAUCAUGGGAAAAUGUCAAUAGUGCCAUUAUGGAGUUGGAGGUUCAUGACGACUAUGAUGCUGCCGAGUACGACUACGCCCAGGAUCGAGCAACGUUUGCUGACCGCUACUACACCGCGAAGGCCAGGUUGAUGGAUAAGGCGAGACAGUUGGAAGACGGAAUUUCUCUGAACUCUACGAUUGUUGGAUUGGAAACUUCGCAGCACCCUACCGUGGAGCAUGUUCGUUUGCCGCAGAUCAAGUUGCAGACUUUCGAUGGGAAUGUCGACGAAUGGCUGAGCUUCCGUGAUUUGUACACUUCGCUGAUACACUGCAAACCUGACCUACCUGAAAUCGAAAAAUUCCACUACUUAAAGGGAUGUUUGGCAGGUGAAGCAAAGGCUUUAGUCGACCCCUUUCCUAUCACCAGGGCCAACUAUCAAAUUGCGUGGGACACGAUGACGAAACACUAUAACGAUAGUAAGCUGCUUCGACGUCGACAGGUGCAAACUCUUUUCAAUCUACCAACCCUUGCGAAGGAAUCUGGAGCGGAGCUGCAAUCAUUGCUAGAGAGCUUUGAAAGAGCAGUGAAUACACUCGACCAACUGGUAACGCGAGUCGAUUAUAGGGACUUGCUUCUUCUGUACAUCUUGAGUUCACGAUUAGAUGCAACAACACGUCGAGGCUGGGAGGAGCAGUCGUCGUCCAAGGAAAAGGAUACACUUAAGGAUCUGACGGAGUUUAUCCAAAGGCGCGUUCGAGUUUUGGGUUCACUUCCGGUCAAGCCGGAAUCGAAGGUUGAUUUCCCGCAGUCGUCAAGGAGACGACAAGUACCAACCAAGAUAAACUUCAACUCUUCUCAAUCACAUCAGUCAGGGGGACGAUGUGCUGCAUGCUCAGGUACACAUAUGCUUCACGAAUGCGCUACGUUCAGGAAAAUGUCGAUAGCUUCCAGGGACAAGCUAGUUCGGAACAACUCGUUGUGCAGGAACUGUCUUAGGCACGGACAUUUGGCUGCGGAUUGUACUUCACGUUUUCUCUGUCGAGGCUGCAAGGGCAAGCACCACACCAUGGUUUGUUAUCGAUCGGAAUCCAACGCUGAGAGCAAGGGCUCUAAUUCACAAGGCGGAAAUCCAAAUGGGUCUGGAGAAGGUACUAGAAUCAGGGAGACUACAUCGGCUAAUCUUUCGGGGCAUCGCACAUCUUCCGUUCUACUUGCUACAGCGGUCGUUCUAGUGGAGGACGACAACGGCGUUUCCCAUCCAGCGCGGGCGCUGCUGGAUUCGGGAUCAGAAUCGAACUUCGUAUCGGAAAGUCUCAUGCAGCUGUUACAGGUUCAGCGCAGGCAGGCAGACGUCUCAGUUCAAGGCAUUGGGCAAGCAGUAGCAAGAGUGAAGCACAAGGCCAAUCUACUCGUCAAAUCGAGGAUUUCGAACUCUCGAUACAGGAUGGAUUUCUUGGUGCUUCCAACAGUCACAGCGGAUUUACCAACUUCGAGCGUCGACGUUAAUGGAUGGAAAUUGCCAGACGUCGAGCUAGCCGAUCCAGCAUUCUUCGAAACUAGGUCGGUCGACAUGGUGCUUGGAAUUGAACACUUCUUCUCAUACUUCAAGGCCGGAAAAAGGAUACAACUGGGAAAUGGACUUCCCACAUUCACCGAGACGGUAUUUGGUUGGAUUGCGACAGGCGCCGUCAACAUGUACGAUCAAGCGACGAGGAUUUCUUGUAAUGUGGUAGCAACGGGUGGUUUGGAACAGUUGAUGGCACAGUUCUGGGCUUGCGAGGAAAUAGAAUCGGCAGUGAUUUAUUCUCCGGAAGAGUUACGAUGCGAAGAGCACUAUGUGCGAACAGUGAAAAGAGGCAACGACGGUCGAUACACGGUAUCACUUCCUCAAAAUAAGAACGGGUUUGAAACGGUGGGCGAGUCAAGGGACAUCGCCAUGCGGCGAUUGCAAUGUAUUGAACGUAGACUUCUGAGGGAACCAGAGUUGCGUCAGGAAUACAACAAGUUUAUGCAGGAAUACCGAGAAUUGGGACACAUGCAUAAGGUACACAUCAAUCCAGCCGACGAUAAAAAGAGGUGUUAUCUUCCGCAUCAUCCAGUGGUAAAACAAUCCAGCACAACCACCAAGGUACGCGUGGUUUUCGAUGCGUCGUGUCGAACAAGCACAGGAAGGUCGCUGAACGACGCAUUACUUUGUGGACCGGUCAUCCAAGACGAUCUCCGAUCACUUAUACUUCGCAGCAGAACGAGACAUAUUAUGUUGGUAGCCGACAUCGAAAAAAUGUUCCGGCAAAUCAAGGUUCAUCCAAACGACAUGCCGUUUCAAAGUAUUUUGUGGCGUAAUUCACCAGACGAGGAGGCUGAAACUUAUGAAUUGGCAACGGUUACGUAUGGGACCAAACCUGCCCCAUUUUUGGCUACCAGAACUCUAAAGCAACUGGCGACGGAUGAAAGAGAACGUUUUCCUCAAGCGGCAAUAUCGUUGAUGGAUGACGUUUACAUGGACGAUGUUUUAACUGGAGGUGCAGAUGUUUCGGAAGUUGCUGAACUUCGUAGACAACUUGAGCUGUGCGCAAUUAGUGGCGGGUUCUGCUUCAGAAAAUGGGCUUCAAAUUCUCCGGAGGUUCUCCUAGAUGUUUCCCCAGAAAAUUUGGCAUUGAAAGGAGAGAUUGGUGUUGAUCUAGAUCCAGAUCCUGCAGUUCGCACGCUAGGGUUGACGUGGUUACCAGGAAGGGAUUUUCUCAAAUUUCACUUCAACAUAGCGGAUUUGGAAGGCGUUGAAAAUUUAACCAAGCGGAAGGUGUUGUCGUUCAUCGCUGCUCUAUUCGAUCCUCUAGGCUUCAUCGGAGCUGUAGUGACGUCGGCAAAGAUAUUCAUGCAGAAGAUUUGGUGCCUCCAGGGUGCCGACGGUAAGAGCGUAGAUUGGGAUCAACCUUUGCCACACGAGAUGGCAGAAGACUGGCGUAAUUUCCACGAAAAACUGCCACUCCUGAAUAAGUUGACGAUUUCACGCUGUGUUAUCAUACCGAAUGCUACGGAAAUUCAGUUGCAUGUGUUCACAGAUGCCUCAGAACGCGCAUAUGGUGCCUGCGCGUAUUUUAGGAGCGUUGAUACAGACGGCAGAGUAAAGGUAUCGCUGCUUACAUCCAAAUCGAAAAUAGCCCCCUUGAGAACGCAGUCAAUCCCUCGAUUGGAACUUUGCGGAGCUUUGCACGGAGCACAGCUUUCAGAAAUGGUCAUCAAGGCAGUCAAAUUCAAUCCCAAGGUAUUCUUCUGGUCUGAUUCAUCGUGCGUGCUGCAAUGGCUGAAGGCAAUCCCCAGCACGCUUACGGUAUUCGUCGGGAACAGAGUUUCCAAGAUUCAACAAAUUACGGAGCAGCAUGUAUGGAAUCAUGUACCAGGAACCUGUAAUCCAGCGGAUCUCAUAUCGAGAGGUUUAUCACCCGGAGAUAUUCUGUACAACGAACUAUGGUGGGAAGGCCCUCAAUGGCUGAAAAACGACGACAGCACUUGGCCUAACGCACCGGUAACGUUCAAUGAAGACGAAGUAACUAAAGAAUUUCGACGUGAGGCGGUUCAGUGUUUGGCGGUCGAAAAGGAAGCAUUUGGAAGGUGGUACGUUAAGCAGUUUUCAACGUUUAGCGACAUGGUUAGGAGGACGGCGUAUUUGCGUCGGUAUUUGAAGCCAACUCAGAAACGAACGCAAACAGAAGGUUUUCUGACUACAGAAGAGCUGCAAGAAGCGGAAUUCAUCAUCAUUCGCCACGCACAGCAAGAAGACCUUAGCGAAGAAUGGAAAGCACUCAAAAGGCAGCAGCCUGUUCCCCGAAGCUCGCAGUUACGGUUUUUCAACCCGAUGCUUUCAGAAAACAAUCUUAUCCGAGUUGGUGGUCGACUCAGACAUUCUAGCGAAGCAGAGAAUACGAAGCAUCCGAUAGUCCUACCUGCAAAACACCCGAUAACCAGAAUGAUUAUAGAGCACUACCACAAGCGUUUGCUCCACGCCAGCCCGCAACUUCUACUCGCAACAGUGCGGCUCAAGUACUGGCCACUUGGAGGUCGGAAUAUCACCCGAAUUGUGGUACAUCAGUGUCAGCGUUGUUUCCGAGUAAAACCGAGAGCCAUCCAGCAGUUCAUGGGCGAACUUCCAGCAGCCCGAGUCACCAUCGCGGCACCCUUUAGUCGCACUGGUGUAGACUACUUUGGUCCGGUUUAUCUACGUCUUGCUCCCCGCAGACCAGUUUCUAAGGGUUAUGUCGCCCUUUUUGUCUGCUUGACUACGAAGGCCGUACACCUUGAGCUGGUGUCUGAUUUGUCGACGGAACGGUUCAUUCAAGCGCUAAGGAGAUUCACCGCAAGGCGAGGAAAAUGUUCAGACAUUUACUCGGAUAAUGGGACGAAUUUUGUAGGCGCCGACAACCAGCUUCGUAAACUACUAACCAGCGAAGCUCACAAGGAGAAAAUGGCACGAGAAUACGCAGGGGAAGGAAUCAAGUGGCAUUUCAACCCGGCCGGCGCGCCUCACUUCGGGGGAUUAUGGGAGGCGGCGGUACGAUCGGCGAAACACCAUUUGAUACGCGUCUUGGGGGACAAUCCAGUUAACCCUGAAGAUUUCACCACAUUGUUGAUUCAAGUAGAGGCCUGCUUGAACUCACGACCAAUUACAUCGCAGUCAGAAGAUCCCAACGACCUGGAACCUCUGACUCCCGGACACUUCAUAAUUGGCAAACCAAUACAGCAACUACCAGAUCCAGACUUCUCAAAUAUUCCCAUGAACCGACUUCACUACUGGCAGGCAGUUCAAAAACAAUUACGAGAAUUCUGGAAGAGAUGGCGUACGGAGUAUUUGACACAGCUACAGGGACGAGCGAAACGUUGGCAACCGCCAAUCAAAAUUACUGAAGGUCAGCUCGUCGUUAUGCGUGAAGAAGGUCUACCACCAGCCCGGUGGAGAUUGGCACGCAUACUCCAACUACACCCCGGGGACGACGGAGUCGUCCGCGUGGUAACAUUAAGAACGGCGAAGGGUUCCACUACGCGACCGGUGGAGAAAGUUUGCAUACUUCCAUCUGUCGAUUCCAAGGAGGAAGAUUUGGUAUCUCCUGAUCAAAAUUAG